This is a messenger RNA of Chrysoperla carnea, 3698 nucleotides long. RefSeq lists its product as uncharacterized. Bases 78 to 3593 code for a protein of 1171 amino acids. The transcript is spliced from 8 exons. Gene Ontology annotation, molecular function: protein binding. The record is from RefSeq and is a predicted model, not a curated record. Lineage: Eukaryota; Metazoa; Arthropoda; Insecta; Neuroptera; Chrysopidae.
UUUUACUCAAAAAAAAAGUGUUAUAAGUGUGUAUUAUUUAUUUUUCGUCACGUUUAUUGAAAUAAUGCCAGAAUGUGAUGGCCCAAACAUGCCGUACAGUGCGACAAGUGAAACAAGGGGAACGUCUCCGACGUUCUCAACAUACUGCGCAUACAUUAUUAACACCAGCUGAAGUGGAAGGUUAUGGGCCAUAUAAACCCGUACCACCACCAAAACCGCUAUCCACAUCAACACCAACGUCAAAUUCAAACAGUACACCAACGUCAUCUAGUGCAUCAUCAACCAGUGCAGCAGUGUGUUUCACACCACCACCGUAUAGAAUGCCACCAUAUCCAUUGUAUAAUGAAACUACUGGCGGUAGUAUUUUACCAGGUAGUAUACCAAGUACAAAUGGUUUGGGUGGUCUAGAUGGUAUCAUCAAUGGACCAAAUUCAAAUGGUGGUAAUGGUAAUGGUGCUGUUCUAAUAACAACACCAGGAGGAUUACAUACGCAUUCAAAUAAAUUUCCCAUUGAACGCGAGGUAAUUUUAUCGAAUGGUGAUAAAAAUUCUAAAAUACCUAUCUUACAUGAUUACAAGAAACGUUCAAAAGCAACAAUUGCACCAGACGUACCGCCAAAACAAAUAGCAGCCUGGACAAACAACAAUAUAUGCGAACAACAGCAGCAACAGAAUUAUCCAGGAAAUGUUCAAACAAAUGGAAACAAUGAUCAACACAACAUGCAGUAUCGAACACAAUCUUCUACAUAUCAGUCCGCUCAAGACAUUUAUACAACAUAUAAAGAUCAACAAAACCAAGGUGGAAACAACAAUCCAUCAUCCACAGGUGCUGUACCAAAACAACAAACUUGGCAUGGAAAUGCAAUUCGACAAGCUGAUAAUAAUGGAAUAAUUCCAAAUAAUAGUAAAACCUCGCAACAAUCAAUACAACAGUCAUCUACGACAACCAAUAAUAAUGGGCAAAAUUGCCAAACUGUAUCGGUUACGAUCGAAACAAAAGAUGCAGGAGGAAAUGGCAACACAAAAGAUGGGAUUAAAAAUUCAAAAGCAAUGACAAAAACUUAUCAAACAAUACGUGGUAUGAUCUCAAGUCGUUUCAAAACUGGUGGAAAAGAAAAUGGUGAUUGUGAAAAAAAUGGCGUUGAAAAUGAUCAAGGUCUGAAUAAUGUUGCUGAUGAGUUGCGUAAAAGUAACCGUAGCAUUGAUAUAGCAUUAAAUGAUUCCACUGCAAAUCAAGAGGAACGUCAAAUCACGAGUAUAUUAAAAAAACCACCGUCUGGCGAACAAGGAAUUUACGGUAAACCACGCACAGAAGGAAUUAUGUCUCAACAACAGCAACAACAACAACAACAAUACAAUCAACAAUUACAAUCACAAAUAAUGCAAAUGCAACAAUAUCAACAGUAUCAAACGCAACAAUAUCAAAUGUUACCAGGACGUUCACAAGAACAAAUGCGCAUUCAACAAGAGCAAAUUUACUAUCACGGUGGCAACAAUGCAAGUUAUACGCAAAGACCAAUCAAUCGUUAUGGUAUGCAGCAUACACCGGAACAAUCGUUUAUGAUCAUGCGACAUCCACAAUAUGGUGAAAUAAAAACACACGUUGAAUCACAACAUGUGGAUGAUAAACAACGAUCAAACGAGCCUCGAAGUCAACAGCAAUUAGAAAGAGAUAGUAUAAGACAAAAAAGUUUUAUGGAAGCAAGGCGUACAGCGUCACAACCGCAUUUAGCAUCGGAUGAUCUACCGAAAAAUCAACAAGUCGAAGGAAAAAACACCAACAUGCAUCAAUUAGAAUCACAAUUUCCACAACCAAACCGAUGUGGCUCAUAUGGGAAUGUGAUGGAAACAUUUAAUGCAAGACCUGUACAUGCCGAAUCGGAAAAAGACAGCGAUGACGGAGGAUUUAUAACUCAUAAUAAUGGUGUACGUAACAAUGAACAUAUCAAUGGCACUGGCCAUCAUGGCGUUAAUAAACAAAACGAAGUCAUUGAUAAAGAUUCGGCACAGAAUGAUGGGACACGCGUGGGUCUUGUUGGAACACCAAAAGUACGUUUAGAAAAUGAAAUUGGCAAAAUUGAAGGCGUUUAUAAUUUAGGUCAACGUAUGGAUCGAAUUGAGUUAGAUACAACAGAAAAUGGUGAAAAAGUGAUUGAUGUUACCCAAAGAAAAUUACAUACUGGCUCUGGCACAAGUAGUGAUUAUGACAAGGCUUCCGGUCAAACAUCAUCGAAUGUUGAUUCAGGGCGAGGAAGUGCUGCUUACAGCAGUGGCCGACGACAAAUAACAGAUGACACAAGCCCCGAAUCUUCAGAUAAUCAUCCAGUACAAAAUGGAAAUUAUGGGCAUAAUAAUUUGCCUUCAAAUCGUGAUUCUGAAUGGGUUGAUAUUGUAGAAUCCGAGCUUCGUCAUAUUUUGGAACCAAAGUUACAUGGAUUAUCGUUACAAGGUAAUAAUCCUCAACAGCCUGCAAUUGCUAAUUCGACUUUGAGUGAAAGUAUUUCAUCAAUGACACCUCCAUUACCACCUUUAUCACCUGGAGAUGGUUCCACUCCUAAUGUUACACCCAGAAAUUCUACUAGAUAUAAGCAUAGUGCUAGUUUACCAUAUGGAAGUAAGCCAGAUUAUGGUUUAGAUAGUUAUAAUAAAACUGGUAAAUCAACUGUAGGACCUGGAGUGGGUGGUAAUAGCAGUCGAUGGCAAAAUUCAUCAUCUUCAAAACAUCGAUCUAUGGGAAAGAAACAUGAGAGUUUGGCCAUGAAAGGAAAACAUUUGUAUGGUUUAGAUUUGGCCGACAUUACAUCCACCACAACCCGAUCCAUGGAUUUAGAUUCAAUGGCUGAUGGACAAAGCGAUUCUGAUGGUGAUAUUAGUACUACUGAUGCAAGAGCAAUUCGUAAGCAAUUAGAAGGAUUAGAAACUAUGUAUGCGGAGGUUUUGAAACUUCUUGGAGUGAAAAAAUAUUCGGGACGUUAUCAGCCAUCUGAUCCACGGUUUAAUAAACGUCGAUAUGGUAGCAUGUCCUCCUUACCAUCUAGUUCAGUGAGUAGUCGACCAAUCCGAGAUAAACGAGCACGUGCACAUGAAGAACGUAAAAAAGUAAAAGAUUUACGUGGAAUAAAUAAACGAUUCCAAAGGUUAGAAUCUCAUGUAGUAACGUUGGCAAGAUCUGUUGCACACUUAUCGUCAGAAAUGCGAACGCAACAUUUAAUGAUACAAGAAAUGGAAAAUAUACGUGAAGAACUAUCUGCAUUACGUACACAAACUACGUUAGCUGCGGCUAGGGCGCAAUCAAUACCAAGAGGAUUAAACACAACACAAAAAGAUAUGCCUAGCUUAGCAAAUCCAAAUAGAGUAAAAAAAUUAACGAGGUUUUUUGGCGAUGAGCCGCCAUUAUUGAGAUUGUUUUUGAAAAGUUUAGGUUACGAGAAAUAUGCAAAUGCAUUUGAAAAUGAAAGAGUUGGAAUGGUCGAGUUACCAUAUUUAAGUGAAGAACGUUUACAAAAGAUUGGGAUACCGUUGGGACCAAGAUUGAGGAUAUUACAAGAAGCACAAAUAUCUGUUUGUAAAGAUACGACAUUGUGCAUUGUAUGAAUUUGCAAAGGACAGUAAUUCAGUCUAUGUAGUCUAAUUUCAAAAUGGCGGCUCCAUAAAAAUAAUUAUUAAUUAAUUUUUUAUAAUAGUUUUUUACUUGUAAAA